AUGCUCCCUCUGAUCACCCUCGAAGAGCACUACGUGUCGCCCAAAGUGCGCGAAUCCAACACCGAGGCCCAAGCGCAAUACGCAGCCUUCCCUGCACACAUUCUCUCCAAACUAGAGUGUCUAGGAGAUGAGCGCAUCCGCGACCUCGACAAAGGCCAUGUAUCUGUACAGGUUAUUUCCCACGGUCCGGGCGACGCAUCCCCCACUAUCUGCACCGCAGCGAACGAUGAUCUAGCGACAGCUAUAUCGCGACAUCCGACGCGACUAGCGGGGUUCGCAAUACUGCCGAUGAGGGAGCCGUCCGCGGCGGCACAGGAGCUGCAGCGGUGCGUAACGCAGCUGGGUUUCGUCGGGGCGUUGGUGGAGAAUCAUCUCAACGGACAGUUCUACGACGACGAGCAGUUCUGGCCUGUAUUCGAGAAGGCGCACGAGUUGAACGUCCCCAUUUACAUCCACCCGACGUUUGCAUCGGACUCUAUGUUGGAGCAUUACAAGGGGAACUAUGACAACUCGGUCGCGUUGGCUCUCAGUGCGUAUGGCUGGGGAUGGCAUUCGGAGACCGGCCAUCAUAUUCUGAGACUAUUUGCUAGCGGGCUCUUCGAUCGGUUCCCGCGUCUGAAAAUCGUGAUCGGUCAUAUGGGUGAGAUGCUCCCGUUUCAGCUUGAUCGGAUAUUCGCUGUUGCGGAGCGAUGGGGUGCGAAAAUGAGAGACUUGAGAGAGGUCUGGAGGAGUAAUAUAUGGGUGACUACUAGUGGCAUGUUCUCGUUACCGCCGCUGGCUUGUCUUUUGCAGACGAUGCCGAUUGAUCAUGUGCUGUAUAGUGUUGACUAUCCGUUUUCUCCGAAUGAGAGGGGAGCGGAGUUCUUGGAGAAGAUUGAAAAGAGUGGAUUGAUUGUCGGGCAGGAUCUCGAGCUGUUUGCUUUUAAAAAUGCGGAGAAUUUACUGGGUGUUAAGGCGAGACAGUAA
Messenger RNA from Aspergillus tanneri, 966 nucleotides. Its product is annotated as amidohydrolase family protein. Gene Ontology annotation, biological process: secondary metabolic process. Gene Ontology annotation, cellular component: cytoplasm; cytosol. The transcript has a single exon. Bases 1 to 966 code for a protein of 321 amino acids. Gene Ontology annotation, molecular function: carboxy-lyase activity; hydrolase activity. The record is from RefSeq and is a predicted model, not a curated record. NCBI's taxonomy places the organism in Eukaryota, Fungi, Ascomycota, Eurotiomycetes, Eurotiales, Aspergillaceae.